AUGAAAUUCGAGCUUGUCUUCAUACCAUAUCCAGGAAUCGGACAUAUCAGAUCAACAGUCGAGAUUUCGAAGCUACUCAUCGACCAAGAAAACCGCCUCUCUAUCUCCCUACUCAUCCUCCCUUCAAUCUCCGGAAAUGAAACCGGUGCUUCAGAUUACAUCGCAGCCCUCUCCGCCGCAUCCAACGACCGUCUCCGCUACGUAAUCAUCUCCGACGGAGAUCAACCAACGGCUGAGCCUACGACGCAUGACGUCCAUAUCAAGAAUCAAAUACCAAAGGUGAGACGCGCCGUUUCCAAACUCGUCCACGACUACUCGACGCUACCAAACUCCCCUACGAUCGUCGGAUUCGUCCUCGACAUGUUCUGCACCUCCAUGAUCGACGUGGCGAACGAGUUCGGUGUUCCGAGUUACAUGUUUUACACCUCCAACGCCGGGAUCCUCGCGCUCGGGUUUCAUGUUCAGAUGCUUUACGACGAGAAGAGAUACGAUGUGAGAGAAAGCGACUUCGAAGACUCGGAAGCUGAGUUGAUCGUACCGAGUCUGACUCGUCCUUAUCCGGUUAAAUGCCUUCCUCACGGCCUUGCCUCGGAGCAAUGGCUCGCGGUCUACGUGAACCAAGCGAGAAGGUUCAGAGAGAUGAAGGGUAUUUUGGUAAAUACUGUCGCUGACUUGGAGCCUUACGUGUUGGAGACUCUAACGAGUGGUGGUGAUACGCCUCAUGUUUAUCCGGUGGGACCGUUGUUGGAUCAAGUUGGUGAUUGUGAGGAGAAGAAGCAAUCGGAGAUUUUGGAAUGGCUUGACCAGCAACCGGCUAAAUCGGUGGUGUUCCUCUGUUUCGGGAGCAUGGGAGGGUUUCGUGAGGAGCAAGUAAGAGAGAUCGCCGUCGCGCUUGAUCGAAGCGGUUACCGUUUCGUGUGGUCUCUCCGCCGCGCGCCUUCGAAUAUAAUGAAGGAAGCUCCUGGAGAAUUCACGAAUCUGGAGGAGAUUCUCCCGGAAGGAUUCUUUGAUCGGACCAAGGAGAGAGGGAAAGUGAUCGGAUGGGCCCCACAGGUUGCCGUGCUGGAGAAGCCGGCGAUUGGAGGCUUCGUCACUCACUGCGGGUGGAAUUCGAUGCUGGAGAGUUUGUGGUUCGGUGUUCCGACGGCGGCGUGGCCGUUAUACGCGGAGCAGAAAUACAACGCGUUUGUGAUGGUGGAGGAGCUUGGACUGGCGGUGGAGAUUAAGAGGUAUUGGAGAGGCGAUCAUUUGGGCGGGACGCCGACGGACUUGGUGACGGCGGAGGAGAUUGAAAGAGCGAUCAGGUCACUGAUGGAGCAAGAUAGUGACGUGAGGAAGAGAGUGAAGGAGAUGAGCGAGAAAUGCCACGUGGCGGUAAUGGACGGUGGAUCUUCGCGGAUUGCUUUGCGAAAAUUUGUUCAAGACGUUGUGAAGAAUAUUCUUUCACCGGAUAUUGUGUAG
This is a messenger RNA of Microthlaspi erraticum, 1461 nucleotides long. The record is from the annotation of a GenBank genome assembly. Lineage: Eukaryota; Viridiplantae; Streptophyta; Magnoliopsida; Brassicales; Brassicaceae.